Messenger RNA from Mucor mucedo, 839 nucleotides. RefSeq lists its product as uncharacterized. The transcript has 4 exons. NCBI's taxonomy places the organism in Eukaryota, Fungi, Mucoromycota, Mucoromycetes, Mucorales, Mucoraceae. The record is from RefSeq and is a predicted model, not a curated record. The coding region runs from base 68 to 802 and encodes 244 amino acids.
CUUGUGCACUUAUAAUGGUCACCUGUUGGUCACUUGCUUUUCUUUUUGAAAACAUAUACUUUAUAACAUGAGUCCAUUGUCACGAACACCGCCCUUAAAAACUAUUCAUUCAAGCAAGAUCAAUCUAGUAUUGAUCCGAAUUAAUGAGCCCAUGUUACCACGAAAGGAAAUGAAGAAAAGUCAGGAAUUACAGUUACUUAAGCAACUUUGUCAACUUGAGCUUAUUCUGGAAAAAAUCAACCGGUUAGAACUAUGGAAAAUGAAGGGUGGUUUAAAAACGACCGAACCAGUUUUAAAGGAACUUUAUCAAAAUGCAUUAAUUAUUCAAAUGGACAUUGCUUGCCAACACCAAUCAGCGUUGCUCGAGACUAUCAAAAAUGAGAAAUCGCUAUAUCCAAAAUCCAUGAAAUUAUUGUUUAAUCAACCUCAGUUAUUGUCAAUCCCCGACGAGCAAUAUCAAUUGAAUCACUUAGAUGAACUUUACGUUACCGCGUGCAGGCUUUAUCACGAUAUUAAUCUAUCAAAUCAUAAAUAUAUUACAUAUCAACUAGCCCUGCUCUAUCAUUGCAUCAAUCGUCAAGGUGUCCCGUAUAUGACUUACAAAAAGAGGAUAGAGCAAAGAUUUGAUGAAAUCAAAUCCAUAACAAAACAAUUCUUGGUUGUUCAUCUCGACUCAGACAUUGUAUCAUGGUUACAGUCACUUACAUUGGAUAUAAUCAUGCAAGUGACAGACCAGACUAGCAUACUUAAAUGCGGUAAAUUAUUUAGCGUCAUCCAUCAAAUGACUGUUCCAUUGAAUUGAAACAUGAAAUAAAUUUUGACACUCCACUGCAUUUCCA